UUGAACCCCUGUCUACAGUGUCGAAGGCAAAGGUGUUAACCUCUACACUAACCAACCACACGUUAGCUACCCAUUAUCAUGCAAUACCAUUUACAAGUAACCUGCACUACUUAAGUCCACUUACAUAGCAAAUUCAUUCAUUCAGUCAGUUAAAAUAGUUCCAUUUAAAUUUCAAGACUAAGUUAGCUAGCUAAUUUACAAAAAAGCUAGAUACUUGCCUAGAUUGUUUUCUCUUCACAAUGAAUAUGUAAUGAGGGAAUUGAGCAUGAACCCCAGUCGAAUUGCCUGUGAGCACACCAGAAGUACUAUAAAUAUGAAAGUGUCAGUUGUCUACAUAAAGUUUAUCAUGAAAAUAUGAGUAUAAUGUUCUGCACCAUUCCAGAUCAUUUUUCCCAGUAGCCUUUGGAUUCCUUGGAACAGUCUUCAAUAUGCCCUUCCUCAGUACUUUAUUCAGCUUUUCAGGAAGUAGUUCGUCAGUGGUGUGAGGGGGUUGCAAUGGCAGAGGAACUAAAAGGCUGGAUAACAGUGUAGAUCUUGAGACUGUGGCCAAUUUGGGGGAACAACACACCAAGAAUGAAACCUUGGCAAAAAAGCAAAACCAAAAAUCCACCAGUCAUCAAAGUUUGCAUGUUUUUUUUUGCUGUAUGACAUGGACUGUAUUUUAAGAAUUUUUCCGUUGAUAUUUGUACCAUUUUAAAUAAAUCCACUGUUAUACUGAAAUGCUCUACUCAUUUUAAUAAGCUGGAAUAAUUAAAUGGAUUCAUCUACUGUAUCUCUAUUAUACUUCAAUUUAAGGUAGGCAAUCAAAAAAGAAUGAAACCAAGAUGAUUCACAGACUCUUCACCAUUUUCUUCUCAAGAUGUGGCCCAAAUUAAAUGUGUUGCACAUAGUUGCUAAAGCUUGUUGACCUACUGUCAUGUCCUCCAUCUGCAUUUUGGAUGAAAGCUUGUGCUCAUUCAUAUGUGUUCCUGUUUUCUUUGCCCUAUUAAAACUUGAAAAUAGAAUCUAAUUUAAUUUUGUCAUUGGACCUUAUCAGUAAUAGAUGACAAAAUUCCACAAAGGUCUUCCGAUGAAGCCAGUGGGUAUUGAGAUGGGGUCAGAUCAGAGGAGAGAGACAGGGGUGAGGUUUUGCCAUGGCCUGCUGAGAAGCCCAUGACGCAGGAUGUUUUGGAGUAUAAAAAGGGGAUAGAGACAGCCAAGGUACCUUACCCCAUACCUGGACCUGACGAAAUACACAGUAUCGAGCAUAACCUUUUGGUUUCAGAGGAACACUCGAAGAGCAGAUUAGCCACAGGAGGAAAGAUUCCGAUAUUUCUCUUCAGUGCACUGGGGAUAUUACUGGAAAUGCUACUGUUUACUAUGAUGCUUAUGGUAUCAGUUACAUUUGGUGAGACCUACCCCACUGGGCCUCUAAUAUUCGGUGCUGAAGGUGAAACACCUGAGGAGACAGUGUUCCAAGUUCUGCAGAGAUUAGAUCUUCUACCCACUUCUGGACCCCCAUUGUCCAAACCUUCAGUCUACUUCCCCACAGAUGUAGCCAACGCACCCCUGAGUUCAGGCUUUCCCAGGAAUGCAUGGUGGUGGCACCCAGAAAUACUUCAUCCUGAGAUGAGGAAGAGACAUAAUCUUGCAUCCUACAACCUGAAUUCAUUUGGCCUUCGCUAUGGGAAGUGAGAGCCUUGCUCUUCAAAAGGCAUUGUGUACACACAACAAUUCUGUAUUAAUCAACUAUUUAAUAAAAAUCACUU
Pygocentrus nattereri (red-bellied piranha) is the source of this 1748-nucleotide messenger RNA. Its product is annotated as vesicle transport protein GOT1A. Gene Ontology annotation, cellular component: membrane; endoplasmic reticulum. Lineage: Eukaryota; Metazoa; Chordata; Actinopteri; Characiformes; Serrasalmidae. Gene Ontology annotation, biological process: endoplasmic reticulum to Golgi vesicle-mediated transport; retrograde transport, endosome to Golgi. The coding region runs from base 1153 to 1674 and encodes 173 amino acids. The transcript has 5 exons. The record is from RefSeq and is a predicted model, not a curated record.